Atta colombica is the source of this 3209-nucleotide messenger RNA. Its product is annotated as aminopeptidase Ey-like. Gene Ontology annotation, cellular component: cytoplasm. Lineage: Eukaryota; Metazoa; Arthropoda; Insecta; Hymenoptera; Formicidae. The record is from RefSeq and is a predicted model, not a curated record. The coding region runs from base 1 to 2952 and encodes 983 amino acids. Gene Ontology annotation, molecular function: peptide binding; metalloaminopeptidase activity; zinc ion binding. Gene Ontology annotation, biological process: peptide catabolic process; proteolysis. The transcript has 14 exons.
AUGACUCAGUCUUGUAGGGUUCUGACAACGAUGGACACGAAUACGACUACGUUUGUACGCAAAAAUGGCUGUACGAUUCCCUGGUAUUGCGCUUCUUUUCUGGGCGUUUUUUUUCUAUUCAGCUUGGUCGCCACUGGUUUGUUAGUGUAUUAUUUCGCACCUUGUCAUGAGAAGCAAGUUUCGACAAGCACGGAAACGGAUAUUUUCUCUCCGACAAUACCAACAAAGAAAGAUAUAGAUAUUAGAUUACCGAGAGACAUUGUGCCGGAUUUGUACGAGUUAUGGCUAAUACCAUUCAUAUGGGAAGGCAACUUCACUUUCCACGGCGAGAUCAAAAUUUUGAUAAACGUGACAAACGAUACGAAUAAUAUUACCUUACAUGCCGUCGACAUAAAGAUUGAUGAGGGUUUUACGAGUAUCAGGGAGUACUCGUCUAACGAUAAGAGCAACAAUAAGAUUACAGUAAUCAAGAUCACGGAGCAGAAAAACGAUAGCGAUAGACAAUUUCAUGUGAUUAAAACGUCGAAGUUGAAAAAAGGCAAACAAUACAUUGUACAUCUUAAGUUCAUUGGAUAUUUGAACGACGAUUUGCAUGGUUUCUACAGAAGCUCGUAUACAGUUGGUAAUCAGACAAGAUGGAUUGCUACGACUCAGUUUGAACCGACGGAUGCUCGCCGUGCUUUCCCAUGUUUCGACGAACCAACUUUGAAAGCCAAAUUCCAGAUCAACAUAGCGCGUCCCCAAAACAUGACAUCUAUUUCAAAUAUGCCCAAAAACGAAAAAACAACGCGAGUGCCCGAUUUAGAUACAUACGUGUGGGAUCACUAUGAGCGUUCGGUACCGAUGUCUACAUAUUUGGUGGCUUUCAUAAUUUUUGAUUUUGAUGUAAGAAAAUCAAAAGAUGGCGAUUUUAGAGUUUGGGCGCGCCAUGAUGCUAUUGCUCAAACAGAAUAUAGCUUGAAUAUUGGACCGAAAAUGCUUAAAUUCUAUGAGGAUUACUUCAAGAUCAAGUAUCCUUUGCCGAAGAUGGACAUAGCCGCGUUACCGGACUUCGAAGCUGGCGCCAUGGAGAAUUGGGGGUUAAUGACGUUUAGAGAGACAGCAAUAUUGUAUCAGAAAGAGGAGGAUGGUAUAACAGAUAAUGAUAGUAAGCAGCUAAUAGCUUUAAUAUUAGCACAUGAACUCUCGCAUCAGUGGUUUGGGAAUUUAGUGACUCCAAGUUGGUGGACAGAUCUUUGGUUAAAUGAGGGUUUCGCUAGUUACAUGGAAUACAUUGGCACGAAUGCGGUAGAACCGGAGUGGAGGGUACUGGAACAAUACGUUGUUCACGAACUUCAAACUUCAUUUACUUUAGAUGCUUUAGAAUCUUCCCAUCCUAUAUCUAUUGAAGUCGAUUAUCCGGAUGAAAUCAAUGAAAUCUUUGAUACCAUUACUUAUGUAAAAGGUUCUGCCAUAAUAAGAAUGAUGGAUCAUUUUCUCACAACAGAUGUUUUUAAGAAAGGUUUGCAUAAUUAUUUGAAUGAAAAAAAAUAUCAAAGUGCCGAGUCAAAUGAUUUAUGGUACGCUUUGACCAAACAAGCUCAUAAAGAUAAAGUACUUGAUCCAAACAUAACUAUUAAGAAAAUAAUGGAUACUUGGACUUUGCAAACCGGCUUUCCCGUAGUUACUGUCUUACGAAACUAUAGCAAUGGUAGUAUUAUACUAACGCAGGAACGUUUUUUGCUUGACAAUAAUGUUACGAGAAUCACAUCUGAUAAGCGGGAACCAUUAUGGUGGAUACCAAUUACUUAUACGACUGAGAAGCAAUUAAACUUCAAUAACACUCAACCUACAAAAUGGAUGAAAGCAGAACGUUCGAUUACUCUUAACGAUUUAGAUGUGAUACCGUCUCAAUGGAUACUUUUUAACGUGCAAGAAACUGGAUAUUACAGAGUGAAUUAUGACACGGCAAAUUGGGAGCUGAUAAUAAAACAAUUGAAUAAUAUUAAAAACUUCAAAAAGAUUUCGGUGAUUAACCGAGCACAAUUGAUCGAUGACGCUCUUAACUUGGCUAGAGCUGGCAAACUCGAUUAUGAAAUUGCUUUCAAUAUCACCUCUUAUUUGGCCCAUGAAACCGAAUAUUUGCCCUGGAAAGCAGCUUUCCGAGCUUUAAGUUAUCUCAACAAUAUGUUAAUUAAAUCACGAGGUUACGAUAAAUUUAGGUUGCACAUGUUAAAGCUACUUGAUAAUAUAUACGAACAAGUCGGUUUUGUUGAUAAACUGGAAGAUCCUCAGAUGACAGUCUUCAAUCGAAUUAAUAUUUUAAAUUGGGCAUGUUAUCUCGACCAUGAGCAUUGCGUUAUGAAAGCUGUGCAAUACUUCAAUUAUUGGCGUAACACUCCUAAUCCGGAUAUUAAUAAUCCGGUUCCACCGAACUUGAAGAGCGUGGUUUAUUGCACGGCCAUUCGAGUGGGUGGACAAAACGAGUGGAAAUUCGCUUGGCAACGGUAUCUAGCAGCCAACGUUGGAUCGGAGAAGGAUUUGCUUUUGCAGGCAUUAUCCUGCACAAAAGAAAUAUGGUUGUUGAGUCGAUAUUUAGAUUGGGCUGUGAUGGAAAAUUCGGGAAUCAGAAAACAGGAUGCUACUCGAGUUUUUGAAUCGGUUGCCAGCAACAUUGCCGGACGGUCACUUACAUUUGAUUACAUUAGAAACAAAUGGAUGGAUCUCAGGAAAUAUUUUGGAAUAUCAUCAUCAAUAUCAGCUAUGAAUGCCAUCAUACCAGCGGUAGCAGGAAAUAUAAAUACAAAAUACGAACUCAAAGAUCUGAUAAACUUUGUAAAAGAACAUCUGAAUGAAUUUAAUAACGCGACAAGAACCCUGCAUCAAGUAAUAGAGAAUGCGGAAUCUAAUAUAAGAUGGUUUAAUAAGCAUCAUAUGGAGAUUUAUAUUUGGUUACAGAAAAAUAUUGUAUAAUCGAUAGACGUAUUCUUAGAAUAUUAAAUAUAAAAAUAGACUCUACAUAAACAAUAUAUCGCCAGAUCUUUCUGUAUAAUUAUUGUUAAGUACAUUUACGCAAACGAUCACAAUAUUUGCCAGGUACAAAUUUUUGUCUUAUGACGAUUAAUUUGUACUAAUGAGACGCUACAAUCAAAAAAAGAAAGACGAUAGACCAAAAGAGUAAAAUCAUCACAAUGCUUAUAAUUAGAACAAUUUUGAGAAUCAAUGCGAAA